Morus notabilis is the source of this 2625-nucleotide messenger RNA. Its product is annotated as protein arginine N-methyltransferase 7. The transcript is spliced from 14 exons. NCBI's taxonomy places the organism in Eukaryota, Viridiplantae, Streptophyta, Magnoliopsida, Rosales, Moraceae. The coding region runs from base 19 to 2295 and encodes 758 amino acids. The record is from RefSeq and is a predicted model, not a curated record. Gene Ontology annotation, biological process: peptidyl-arginine methylation. Gene Ontology annotation, molecular function: protein-arginine omega-N monomethyltransferase activity.
AAGAGUGAAGUCUGUCCAAUGCCCUCUUGGAUUCCUCCUCCUUCUCAGACCCUUUUCUCCUCUCUUCCUCGCUUCGCCGCCGCAAUCCGAACCAUGAGUUCCGGGUCGACCCAGCGCGUGUUCCAGCUCCGACAUGACCCGCUUACUGGCAACUCGGAGUGGGUCGUCAUCGAAGAAGAUGAAGAUGAAGAUGAACAUGCUCAGCCUAAUUCACCCCUUUUGGCUACAACCUCGUACUUGGACAUGCUCAAUGACUCUCCCAGGAACCGAGCUUUUCGUCAAGCCAUUGACAAGGCUAUUACCUCUCCUUCCCACGUUCUUGAUAUUGGUGCUGGAACUGGUUUGUUGUCAAUGAUGGCUGCUCGGGCAAUGGGAUCUGCAGCAGCUUCAACACGUGAUCAUAGUAAUACUAAUAGUAAUAGGCAGUGGAACGCGAUGGUGACAGCAUGUGAGUCUUAUCUUCCAAUGCUGAAGUUGAUGAAGAAAGUUCUGCGCCACAAUGCCAUGGAAAAGGCUGUUCAUGUCAUCAACAAGCGCUCUGAUGAACUUCGAGUUGGUGUUGAUAUACCUUCGCGAGCAGAUGUUCUUGUUAGUGAGAUACUGGACUCGGAACUAUUGGGUGAAGGGCUUAUCCCUACUCUACAGCAUGCACAUGACAUGCUGUUAGUAGAAAAUCCAGUAACAAUUCCAUACAAAGCAACUGCAUAUGGUCAGUUGGUAGAAAGUACAUUCUUGUGGAGGUUUCAUGAUUUACAUAAUAACGAAGCACAGGCAUCUGAUGGCCUUCGUCUUGUUCCAGCCGGAUUUAAUAAUAUUUUAGGUGUCAAGUCACAACAAUAUGCCUUGCAUUGCAAUGCGAUAGAAAACGAAAUAAAUCUCCUUUCAGAACCCUUCAAAAUUUUUGAAUUUGAUUUUUGGAAACGGCCAGACAGUUACGGAGAAAAUCAGCUUUCCAUUAGAGCAACUAAUAAUGGUCAAGUUCAUGCUGUAAUUUCAUGGUGGGUACUUCAGAUGGAUCGUGAAGGAACUCUUUUUUAUUCCACUGCCCCAAGAUGGAUUAGUAUGCCAACAAAUAAAAGUGAUGACGAUUGGUGCGACCACUGGAAACAGUGUGUCUGGUUUGUUCCAGGCCAAGGGAUUCCCCUAGCCAAGGAUCAAAAGGUUCAUUUGUCAGCUUUUCAUGAUGAAACCAGAAUCUCUUAUAAUCUUAAGACACAGUCACAAGUAGAUCAUCCUAUGAUGCAUGGCUUCAAGGGUGGGGAUUUCCAGCUGGAAUUAUCACCGGAAAGAGUCGCAAUCUAUGGAGACGGCGAAUGGAGGACUUUCAUAUCAACAGUUAUAGGAAAUGCAGUAAGUUCGAUCCGUUUCUUCGCCUAUCACUAUCACUAUCACCAUCGCACAAAUACUCGAUUAAAGGGAAGAGUUGAUCCGUUAUGCGUUGUUGCAGAUGAUAGUGUUUUCUUGACACUUCUUGUUGCGCAUCUUUCAAAGACAUCAAGUGUAAUAUCAUUGUUUCCGGGGCUGCGGAGCAAGGGUGCCCGAUACUUGGAAGCUGUUGCUGAUGCAAAUGGUUUCUCUAUGGAUCGCGUACAAGUUCUGGAGAAGAAGAAAACACUUUCGAGUAUGAUUGAUACACAUCAGAAAAAGGUUGACUUGUUGAUCGGAGAACCUUUCUAUAGUGGAACUGAGGGGAUGCUUCCGUGGCAGAAAUUGCGAUUUUGGAAGGAGCGGACAAUGCUCGGCUCUCUACUAUCGGAAGAUGCACUAAUAGUGCCCUGUAAAGGGCUAUUGAAGGCUUGUGCCAUGUCUCUCCCUGAUCUGUGGAAUAGUCGGCGAUGCUUGGACAAGAUCGAAGGUUUUGAUCACUCGGUUGUAAACACUACCUUAGGGGCGUGUGGUGAAUUACCCGCAGAACAAGUUGGUCCUUAUCUACCUUGUUCUAUCUGGCAGUCUGGAAAAUAUAAGAAACUCAGCAAUGUAUUCACAAUUAUGGAGUUUGAUUUCUCAAAGCCAAUAAGCCCAUCAACCGGAAAGAACCAGGUUGAAUUUGUGGAGUCCGGGAUGUGUCAUGGAUUCGCACUGUGGAUUGACUGGGUGAUGGAUUCAGAUAAUUCUAUGUUAUUAUCUACAGGUCCAGAUAAGAGAUAUUGGAAGCAAGGAGUAAAGCUUCUGGCAAAGCCUGUGGCUGUUGGAAUUCCCGGAUCAACAUGUCUUAGUAAAUGUUGUCAUGCAGUAGUUGAGGCAUCGUUCGAGCCAUCAAAUGGAGAACUUUUCGUCAGACAUGUUUUCUCAUAGCAAAUUCAAUAUUUUGAAAUAAGGGCCGUUUCUCUUGGACGGUUUCUGCCUAGCAUCUCAGGGUUAUUUAUUUAUUUAUUUUUUUAAGGGGGGUUUUGUACUCUUUGCUGCUGCAUGCAUGUUUUGAUAAGACAAGUAAUUUUUAUUUUUAUUUUUUAGAUUUUCUAUUGCAAGUUUAUGUUAUGUGCACCUUGUAAAAUUUUGAAUGCUGGAUCAAUCUAUGGCUAAAGUCAUAGGUUUUGACCAUGGCUUCGUCUGACUACCUAGCUCAACAAGCCAAGGCAAAAAAGCUCUUUAAUUGUCUGGAGUUCUCCGUUCAAUCUGUUUGCG